Entrophospora sp. SA101 is the source of this 894-nucleotide messenger RNA. Lineage: Eukaryota; Fungi; Glomeromycota; Glomeromycetes; Entrophosporales; Entrophosporaceae. The record is from the annotation of a GenBank genome assembly.
AUGACCUCCUCUUUGAUGAACAACUUGUCAAGGAAUCAACAAAGACACAAUGAUAAUGUUUCCCAACAAAAUAUUUCAAAUAUUUCUCUCCUUAACUCCUCUAGACCAAACUUACAUAUCUAUAAUAACAAUGUAUCAAACACCCAUACUAUGAACAGUGAAGCAUAUGUAAUUAGAAGUGAGAUUCUUUUGGAUUUGUUAGACAAUUCAAAAAAUAUAUUGAAUCAAUUUAGAGCUAAAAUAGAUAAUGGCUACAACUUUCAAUACCCAUUUCCUACAAAUUGUAUUGAGUAUGGCAGAAGAAACAAUAACAGGACUGUGAAUGCUGGCAUGAUCACUUCAAUGUUUAAUGCAAAACUAAACAAACCUGUAUUAAUUUUCAACUCUUCAAUCUCCAAAUCAAUCAACGAAUCAAUCCUUCUCCAAUUACUUAAACGUGAUGAUUUGAGAAUGAAUGAAAUCAAGCUGUUGGAUUAUUUGAUUCAAUGGGGUGUAACCAACCUUGACAUUAAUUGUAAUGAUGGUAAUGUUGUUGACAGUGUUUCAAAUUGGACACAGAAUGAAUUUGAUGCAUUGGAUUCUAUUUUGAAAAAUUGUAUCGGUAAUAUUAGAUUUGAAAAUAUUAAUCCACAAGAAAAUAAUAAUAAUCCUAAAAUUAGUAGAAUCAUACCAAAAAAUUCUAAAAUGGCUAUAUUUUGUGCUGAUAUUAGGGGUCCAUGCUUUGGUGGCAAUGAUUUGUGUAUGUCAAAUAUGAACAAUUUAAAUAAAGAUUGCACUAGUAACCUUACUUAUUAUGAUUCUGAUGUCAUUAAAUCAAACAAAUUUGAUGUGCUAGAUUAUGAAGUUUUCCAGGUUGUCAGGAAGAAAGAAACUACAAAACUGAUAAAUGGUUGA